AUGGCAAGUUACGCGCCUCCUACCGGCCCACCGCCGCCACAGGUGCCGAGCGGCUGGAAAGCUGUAUUCAACGACCAGUACAAAGAAUGGUUCUACGUCAACCUCCACACGAAACAGUCGACAUGGGAGAAGCCCACCGCCCCUGCUCCUGGCGGCGACGACGAGGCCCCUCCCGGCGCGCCACCGGGGUAUUCGGCCGGCGGCAAUGCGCCAGCCGCCUCUGACACCAAGCGGCCACUAGAGUCCAACAAUCCCUACAACACGAGCCAGAAUGCCGGCUCUUCUCAAGAGUCGGAUGAGGCGAUGGCUCGGCGCUUGCAGGCGGAAGAGAGCAGUCGCGGCCAUGCCGAUUCAUACUACGGUGCCGGUGGAGGCAGUAGUGGCGGACCUCAGCCACAGGGCAUUCAAGGCGGAUACCCUGGCGCGCCCACCUCACCGUCGAGUCAACUUCCGCCGCGACCCGACAGCAGUCACGGCAAGUCGAAAGGAUUUCUGGGCAAAUUGCUGGGCAAGGCGUCGAGUCACGGUGGAAGUAGUUCGAGUCCGUACCCCCAGCAAGCACGGCCUGGUAGUGGAUUCCCGGUCCAUGGGGGUGGAUACCAGCAGGGUCCACCAGGAGGUGGCUAUGGCGGCUAUGGCGGACCGCCGCAGGGCUACGGUGGUGGGUAUGGACCUGGACCCGGCUAUGGCCCUGGCCCAGGCUAUGGAGGCCCUCCUUAUGGCGGUGGCUAUGGCGGCGGGUAUGGCGGUUACGGCGGAGGAUAUGGACAACCACCGAGAAGGGGUGGUGGUGGCAUGGGCGCUGGAGGGGCCGCGGCACUUGGGUUGGGCGGUGGUUUGCUCGGUGGUGCGCUGCUGGCCGACGCGAUGAAUGACGGCGAACAGGAUGCUUAG
Messenger RNA from Cladophialophora yegresii CBS 114405, 894 nucleotides. RefSeq lists its product as uncharacterized. Gene Ontology annotation, molecular function: protein binding. The record is from RefSeq and is a predicted model, not a curated record. The transcript is spliced from 2 exons. NCBI's taxonomy places the organism in Eukaryota, Fungi, Ascomycota, Eurotiomycetes, Chaetothyriales, Herpotrichiellaceae. Bases 1 to 894 code for a protein of 297 amino acids.